UGCUAUAAUAGAGGCGCUGAUGGAUGAAAACACCUUAAACGACGCAAUGACCGCUCUCAGGAGUCUCAGGUUCCUCUCUGUUAAAUUAUUUAAAUCGACAAACCGAGAAAUAAGCUUUAAAUUUUAAUAGACAAUUGCGAUGCACGAGUAACGACACUAUUCGAUCGGGAAGUACCUAAGGCGAAGUAAGCGAGUCUUCCGCGUUCGCAGUGUUCGCCUGGCACAAUCCGCGUAAACAGUGAACAACGAACGAGGAACGUCGUCGAGAUAGCCAGCAGACAGUAUCGUACGGUAUCGUGGAAUAUUACGAGGAACAUGAGGGUUAUCGGUGUGGCUACUGCAAGCUCUACCAUGAAUUUCAGUCACGGUAUGUGGGCGCACACGUUGACGAUGCAAAACUAUCAAAGUUUGAUUGACAGGGAUUGGAGACAGAGCGCUGCUAUUGUUAUAAGACCUGCUGUCCUCAGUAUACCAUUAGAUGCUAAAUUUUAGGAUAUCAAAGUCUCAGAAAAAAAUUCUAAGAUGACUAAAUUUUUGAAAAAUGAAUUGACGAAUGAUAGUUCUGGAGGUACAAGUGAAGAUCAACAAGAUAAUAAAGAUAUAAGCAAUGAAGAGGCACUAAACUAUCCUAAGCAUUUGACAAAAGCGCAGAAAGAUAAAUCUCAGAUUGAUGUUUCAUCCGUCGAUGAUGAAGUUUGUGGAAGAUUGUCCAUUAAUUCAGUAAAUAUGGAAACUCGGAAAAAUUUGACUUCUGCAUUGAGUAGCGAUCAAGUGUAGUUAACGAAUUCCAACAGCAAAAAUAUCUUGCACAUUAGAAGUGAGAUCACCGAAGUUGAAAAUUUAAUAAUAGUUGUAAAUAUUUGUUAAAUAAUGCUAUUAUUAAGCUGGCUCUAUAUUAAAGAUUUAUCGUGUUUAAUUACGUUGCAACCACGAAAUUGAAUCAUAUCAUUUUUCUGUUUCAAUUUUACUCGAUUUUGAUCUGAUUAUAAACUAAUCGCAGUGAGUGUACGCGUAUCUUAUUACAAUAGUUAUUUUCUUCUUCGUCCGAAUAGAGAUUGUUGUUAAGUUAUUUAUUUUUUCAAAUUGAGAUUGGUUCGAACUGCCCCAAUAAGCUCCGAAUACCUAAAGACUUCGAAAGAAUCUUAUGAGCUUUACAAAAAGUAUCAGAACACGGUACAUGGUCGUUUGAGAAACUCACAGAGCAAUUUUUCUAAAUCAUAUUGUUUAAAAUCUAUCGUAUUUAGGUAAAACUAUCCCUACUUUUGAUUUAAAUUACACAUUUUUUAUUAUCAGAAUGUUAAAGUUUUCUAAGUUUUGCAUUGUAAUUAUAAGAACAAAAUGUACUGGAUAUUUGGUAUUAGAAAUAUAAACUUUCAAAAUA
This is a messenger RNA of Monomorium pharaonis (pharaoh ant), 1381 nucleotides long. RefSeq names its product arginyl-tRNA--protein transferase 1. The transcript is spliced from 4 exons. Lineage: Eukaryota; Metazoa; Arthropoda; Insecta; Hymenoptera; Formicidae. The record is from RefSeq and is a predicted model, not a curated record. Bases 316 to 492 code for a protein of 58 amino acids.